AUGUCAAGCGUGCUAGACAAGCUUUUCGAAACUACGACUGGAGCUGUAUCUUCGACAACUGGCAAAGUUUUAAAGACCACUGCAGGUGCGGUAGGUAAGGGAGCUGCCUGGACUUGGGAAACUCCUGUUGUAAAGGGAGUGAGAACUACCGUCAAUGCUACAGCCAAUGUACUUGACAAGGCGACGCAACCAAUUCGACAGACAGAGGCAUAUAAGAAUGUCAAGAACGUGAUUGAUGAUGGAAGUAGUUCGAGGUACGGAGGGUGGGUGGAGAAGGAAGAGAGACGGAAAGCAAGAGAAUUACGGGAAUUAGAAGAAGGAACCACUGGCAAAAGCAAGGAGGUUCCUGUAGAAGACCCGAACGCCGGCACAAACGUUACCGUACACAAAGACUCCGCAUACAAGGAGGCCUGGAGAGAUUUCCGUGACUCAAAUAGACUCAUGCAAUCUUUAUUCUCCAUGAAAACCGUCUACAAUGAAUCUGAAAAUCCCUUAAUCUCCACCGCCCGUAGCAUAUCCGACCGAGUCGCCGGAUUCUUCGCCGAAAACGAAACCGCCCAAGUAAUCAAGAAAUUUCGUGAAAUGGAUCCCUCCUUCCAAAUGGAACCUUUCCUUCGCGAAAUGCGCGAAUACAUCCUCCCUGAAGUCCUAGACGCCUACGUGAAAGGCGAUACUGAAACCCUCAAACUCUGGCUCUCAGCAGCUCAAUUCUCCGUCUACGAUGCCCUUUCCAAGCAAUAUACAACCGCUGGUCUCAAAUCCGAUGGUCGCAUUCUCGAUAUCAGACAUGUUGAAGUCCUAUCUGCAAGGAUGUUAGAUAAUGAUAUCCCAGUCUUCAUCAUUACAUGCAGAACACAGGAAGUCCACGUAUAUAGAAACGCGAAGACGAAUCAACUAGCCGCCGGCAUGGAAGAUAAGGUUCAAUUGGUCACCUAUGCAAUUGGUGUUACGAGAGUAGCAGAAGAUGUUAAUAAUCCCGAGACGAGAGGUUGGAGACUCAUUGAGUUGCAGAAGAGCGGAAGAGAUUAUAUAUGA
This is a messenger RNA of Sclerotinia sclerotiorum 1980 UF-70, 1035 nucleotides long. RefSeq lists its product as hypothetical. The record is from RefSeq and is a predicted model, not a curated record. The transcript has 2 exons. Bases 1 to 1035 code for a protein of 344 amino acids. Gene Ontology annotation, molecular function: protein-folding chaperone binding. Gene Ontology annotation, biological process: protein import into mitochondrial matrix. Gene Ontology annotation, cellular component: mitochondrial inner membrane. Lineage: Eukaryota; Fungi; Ascomycota; Leotiomycetes; Helotiales; Sclerotiniaceae.